AUGUCUGCUAAAGGUUCUGACCGCUUUGAGUAUUUACAGACAUUGGUGACUGAAUUUCAAGACACGGACAGUGACGAAGCUAAAGAGCAAGUUCUUGCAAAUCUGGCAAAUUUCUCAUACGACCCAAAAAACUAUGAUCAUCUGAGGGAUCUGCAAGUUAUUGACCUCUUUUUGGACAUGUUGACUGAAGAGAAUGAGAGCUUUGUAGAGUUUGGCAUGGGAGGAUUGUGUAACUUGAGCAUGGCGCCUGAACUUAGAGACUUUAUUCUGCAAAAUGACGGAAUAAACUUGGUCAUAAAUUGUUUAUCAAGUCGGAAUGAAGAGACUGUUUUGUCGGCCAUCACUACCCUCAUGAAUCUGGUCACCGCUAACUCUCGCUCUGAAGUCACGCAGCCGGGAGUACUGCACUGCAUGCUGCGCUUCUCUCUGUCCGAAAGCCCGCGCCUCAGGAACUUGGCCUCAGUUUUUCUCCAGGACUGUUGCAGCAGGGAGCAGGUGGCACAGGCAGAGCAGCAAAUGCAGAGACAGCAGCAGACGGCGCUUGGGAUACCACUCCCUAAAGAAUAA
Messenger RNA from Knipowitschia caucasica, 567 nucleotides. NCBI's taxonomy places the organism in Eukaryota, Metazoa, Chordata, Actinopteri, Gobiiformes, Gobiidae. The record is from the annotation of a GenBank genome assembly.